AUGUAUGAAAUCUUUAUUUCAGCUACCUAUCGAAAACUUUCGUUUACCCCACAUGACAUGGGAGGUUCGAGUUUUGCACCGUAUAGUGAUUGGUUGACAAAUUUAGAAAUUUCCUCUGAAGCUAAAUUAGUUGCACAGAAGGACCAUGACAGAUACCUCUACUAUGUAUGUGAUGCCAACUCCGAACUAGAUGAUUUAUACGGGGACUUUUUUGAGAGUAUGAAAGCGUUUUAUAAAUCUUUUAAACUUGCUGAGGUCCGAAUGGAAUCGUCUCGCAUCAAAUGUGGCCAGUACUGUGUUUUGUGUACGGUGUCAGAAAUAGCGUUUGACUUUUUGUUCAAAAGGGGGAGGAUUGUUCAGGUGUAUGGUAACGGAACUGUUGACAUUGAGUGCUUAGAUGACCUUAGUUUCACGAACGUUGAAAUUACUGCUUUGUUUGAGCUAGAUACACGUUUUGCCCUACUGCCGUUCCGAUAUGCACCUGUGAGAUUUAGAACUUUCAAACCAAUUAUUCAGGAUAGUAGCAGUGUUGAAGAAAUACGUUUUCAAUGCGUAUCUGCUUUAAGCCAUCAAGGGAAAAGCCACAAUGUGCUCGUUGUUGGAUUUGAUACGGAGAAGGAACAGUUUGUUAUCGAUGUAGUUGUCUCUAGAGAUCUUGGAUAUUGUUCUUUGUUAUCCUUAGUCGUUUCAUUCCUUUAUGGCAUCCCAUACAGAGAGGAAUAUGAGGACGAAGUAUGGGAACGCUUCAAAAGUUUUUUGCGCCUUGUGACCGUUGAUCGAUGA
Molecule: messenger RNA, 783 nt
Organism: Enterobius vermicularis (human pinworm)
Lineage: Eukaryota; Metazoa; Nematoda; Chromadorea; Rhabditida; Oxyuridae
Source: the annotation of a GenBank genome assembly